AUGAGUUCGGGCGAAAUUCUUUACCAAAUGGUUUUCCAUUAUUCACAAUUUUAUUUUGUUACAAUUGCUACAAUUCUUGGUACAGGUGUUCUGGGUCUACCAACAACAUUAUCUCACAGUGGUUUCGGACCAUUUCUCAUUUGUAUUUUCAUCAGCUAUUUUGUUCAAGUAUUAUUAAUAUUUUUCUUUACGGAACUCUUGCAAAAAGCUUAUUAUCGAAAUAUUGAAAAAUUAAAAGAGAAUGAGCAAGAAGAAGUGUUUAUUAAUAUUGAUAUACAAGAAACACCUACAUAUGGAUCAAACUAUGAUUUAGUAGCAAAACGCGUAAUAUUUUUUUCUUGUUCAUCUAUAAUUAUUUUUAAUCAAUGUCUAUCAAUUGAAAUCUUUGUUCAUUUUCUAUUAUUACUUUCAACAUUUGAUUUAUUAUUAAUUAUUAUUGGUGAAAUAGCACAUUUUUGGGAUUCAACAGUAAAUCAUAAAAGUACACUUUAUUCAAAAUGUUGUUUAAUAUUUGGUAUAGCUUUUAAUUAUUUUGUAUCAAUUCUUCUUCUUUCAAUACAUUCAAUAAUGAAUGAUGAAAAUUCUCUUAUUAUUGAAAUAUGUCGAAGAAUGACAAAAAAAAAAUUUAUUUUUAUUAAGGAUUUUCAUGAUGAAAAACCUUUUAUACCGACAAUGAUUGUUUAUGUUUUAUUUAUUUUAAUUGAUUUAUUAACAUAUUCAUGGAUUUAUAUGUCAUAUAGCGAUAUAUAUCAUCUUAAACAAAAAACUUUAGCAACUAUCUUUUUUUCUUCACUAGUUUUCACAAAUUUUAAACAAUCUGAACGUUCAUUAAUGGUUAAUCUUAGUUUAAAACGUAUUCGUACUGUUUAUUUAUUUGUCAUAAGUAAUAUGAUCGCUACUCUACCUGUAUUAACUAUGAGACUUUUUAAUAUAUCAAUAGAUAUAUAUCAAAGAAUAUUUUUAAUUUAUUUUACAACAUUACCAUGGCUUGAUUGUAUAACAUUUUUAUUUUAUCAUGAAACAAAACUUAUUAAGAGAAAUUGUUUUCCAAAAAGAAGUGUUUCACAUGAAAAUGUUAAUCGUCAACAACGUAUUGGUCGACGCUUAAAUUCAUAUAGAGAGAUGUAUGAUGCAGAAACAGUGAAAAAAUGUUUACCAAAUUUACAUUCGCUUGGUGAACUUUUUUUACCAUCUUUCUUUUCGAAUUUAUUUACAUUAAUCAUAUUAUCGCAAACAAUUGCCUUAUUGAUAAGCUAUGCAUUAGCCGGUAGCCAAGCAUUUGCAGUAUUGCUUCAAGUGCAAUACAUUAAAGUAAUUCCUGGCUUUUGUUGGAUAUUAGCAUUUAUCAUUCUGUUAUUUCAUUCAUGGAUUCAACUGAUUAUUUCUGUGUUAACCUUUUGUAAAGGUACACUUUUUACUAUAAUAAUCAUUAUAACACUUGUAGUUGGCACAAAAAUUCAAAAUCCCGUGAAAGAUGAUUAUAGUGCUAUGGGAGAUUCAAUUUUGAUGUGUACAAUAGCUUUAGCUGGUUUUAUAAAUAUAAUGCCGAUGAUGUUUACUAAACUUAAGCAAACAAGAGAGGAAGUAAGUUGUCUUUUUAUAUAUUUAUUAAAGUUAUUACUUGUAUGGCUUAAGAUCAUUGGUUUUAAUAUAUCUAUAUUUCUUGGUUUAACAACAUGCGUCAUUUUAAAUAUUGUUUGGUGUUGGUCAGUAUUAGAAAUCGUUCCACAACGUAGUGUUUGUUUAUCGGAUAACUUUAAUCAAUCUAUCCCAAUGGCAUAUAAUCUUUUUAAUGAAUCACUAGUUGAAGGUCAAUGUAUCUAUUCGCCUUCAUUAGAAAAAUCUGCAAAAAAUGGCGAAAUUGCAACAGUAUCAUUAAGCAUAAUUCUUGAAGACAGAGAUUAUAGUUAUAAAUAUAUUUCAGUACUUAUUCAACUGUUUGUUUUGAUAAGUGUUUCAGUAUCAUUUAUAACUAUUGGUUCAAUAUUAUAUCAUACAAGUAUUGUCGAUUCAUAUUGGGAUGUAACGUUCACAGCUGAAACAAAAUAUCGAGGUAUUUUCAAAUAUCUUACUGUACAACGAGUUGUUCGAUGGACUUUAUGGUUGAUAGCCUUUACAAUUGUAUUUGCAGUUGCAUUUAAUAACCCAAAAGGUUUUAAAAUAAUUCUUGAACAAGUUACAAAUCUUUUAAUAAGUAUUCAAAUGGGAGUAUUUGUUGCAAUAAUGAUCUAUAAAGUAUCAUCACCAAUAUUCAAUUCACAUACAAUUCCAUUUCAGUUACCAAAUUGGUUUUUUUAUUUUCAAUAUAUCAUUCCUGUUUAUUUUAUUUCUAUUCUUAUUUAUGAUAUUUAUGUUAUAUCUCAACAUUAUCGUUUGAAAAAUAAAGGCAAUUGA
This is a messenger RNA of Rotaria sp. Silwood1, 2394 nucleotides long. Lineage: Eukaryota; Metazoa; Rotifera; Eurotatoria; Philodinida; Philodinidae. The record is from the annotation of a GenBank genome assembly.